Molecule: messenger RNA, 1520 nt
Organism: Malus domestica (apple)
Lineage: Eukaryota; Viridiplantae; Streptophyta; Magnoliopsida; Rosales; Rosaceae
Product: bidirectional sugar transporter SWEET2-like
Biological process (GO): carbohydrate transport
Cellular component (GO): membrane
Molecular function (GO): sugar transmembrane transporter activity
Source: RefSeq, a predicted model, not a curated record
UGAGGCAGAAACAAUCAUAAGGGUCUCUGCCAAACUUCCCAAGUUGAAGUCUUGAAAGCCUUGGAGACUGCUCCUCUCCCUUUCUCAGAGACCUGGGCUCUGCUAAACUUCCAAUCUUUCAGAGAGAGAGAGAGGGUUUAACUAUAACCCUCUUGUGUUUUAUUUGAAAAGGUGGUUUGGGUUAUUUUUCUGGCUGGUUUACCGUGGAGUUGGAGUUGAAGGGACUGAUGGUUUUUACAGCUUCAAAUUCCGUGCUCAUAAUCUGCAAAGAUGCAGCUGGAAUUGCAGGGAACAUCUUUGCUUUUGGGCUGUUUGUUUCACCAGCACACACAUUUAGAAGAAUAAUAAGAAACCAUGCCACUGAAGAGUUCUCAGGGCUCCCAUACAUAUAUGCCCUUUUGAACUGCUUGAUCUGCACGUGGUAUGGAUCACCUAUUGUAUCUUCUGAUAACAUAUUGGUUAUGACGGUCAAUUCAGUUGGUGCGGUGUUUCAAUUAGUGUACAUAACCCUCUUCAUAAUAUAUGCUGAGAAAUCAAAAAAGGUGAGGAUGCUGGGAUUGCUGGCAGCAGUUUGUGGUCUAAUUGCAAUCAUGGUCUUUGGGAGCUUGCAAAUUACUGAUGCUGCUACGCGCCGGCUAGUUGUUGGACUGCUUAGUUGUGCUUCUUUAAUAUCAAUGUUUGCGUCUCCUUUGUUUAUAAUUAACUUGGUGAUCCAGACACGGAGUGUUGAAUUUAUGCCAUUCUAUCUCUCCCUUUCCACCUUCCUAAUGAGCACCUCUUUCUUGCUUUAUGGAAUUUUUAAUUUUGAUCCCUUCGUUUAUGUCCCAAAUGGAGUAGGAACUAUUUUGGGGAUUGUACAAUUAGCGUUGUACUUUUAUUAUAAGGAUUCAUCUAAAGAGGACUCCAGAGAACCGUUGUUAGUUUCAUAUGAAUAAAUUAGUUCCAGCAACAAGAAGAGUGCAUGUGUUUUGACUUUGACGUGAGAACGAAUCUUAUCAAGUAGGCAAAACGAUUGAAGUGAAGAGUGGUGCUUGUUACCAACUUGAAAGCAAAAAGUAUGUUCUUCGGCCUUUCAAUCUCCUCUGCGUCUUGGGUCAUCCCCCUCCCACUCCCUCUCUCCUCGUCUUCUGUUGUUUAUGUAUGAAAGUGCAUCUAUGAGUAUCAUAGAUAUUUUGAAGAGUUUGUCACACCACUUUCCCCAUUUUUUAAUCUGUAGCAUUCAUGACUUGGUAUGACUUCUACGAUGGAAUUGUUUAAGAUCGUGAAAUCAACUUCCUUCCCAUCAUUCCUACAUCAACUUGAAACCUGUAAAGCCCUUUUUUAUAUGGCUUUAGCAGCUUCACUUUUGAUAUAUCUUAAGGAAAAGAACGGAAGAAGUCAAGGUCCGGAUGUGAAACACAUCCUGCCUCAAUGCAGUGCCGCGGUUUCAAUUCCACUUUCCUUUCUCAGCUUCUUUUUGUAUAUGUGAUUUGUGAUUGUGCCUGCCUGUUUCAGAAUCAAUCAUGAAAUACUUUACUCUU